UAUUAUUAAUUUUACUAUCUUUGCAUUUUUGUAAAAUAUUAUUAGCCAUUGAUAAUGUAGAUAAUAAUUUUAGCAAUAAUAGCAAAUCAAUACAUAAUAUCGACACUGAAGAAAAUGCUGGGUUUGGACAACAAAGUAAUGACAAUGUGGUCAAUGAUUUAAUUAAUAUAUCGGAAAAUACUGGUCGAUCACAACAAAUGCAUAGUAAUAAAAGUUAUGUAAAAUCUAUAUCAAGAUAUGCUCCAAAUUUAAAUCUAUUAAAUGAUAAAAACGACACAAAAAUUGAAGUUUUUAGUAGGAUUUUGAAUCAUCCAUUAGUGUCGGCACUAUUAGUCAAAUUGGAGCCAAAAUUAGCUAAUUUUAGUGAAAAUAUUAAAUUAAAUUUAAAAGAUUUGCUAUCAGAAGCUAAAGAAGGAUUGUCUGGUGAUUCGGCACAACAGAUACGACAGACAGCGAUGACAUUCAUUGAAAAUCUUGAUUUAUCGCCGCUAUGUUUGAUGUCAUUUGUUAUGAUGAAAAGGGAUCUGAGUUCAGGUCAACUCUGGCCACUCAAAUUCAUUGACUCCCUUAGCAUCCGACCUCUGGGUCUAUUGGAGGGUACGUUCUCUAGUUUUGGUCUCUAUGAUGAAUGUCUGGACAUUGAAAACGAUCAGUUUCUCGGUCUCAAAAUGAGAGGACAGUAUUGUUUGGCCAAAAGAUCGGCCCGUUUUAUGGAACCGGUAUUUGAAUCACAGGAACAUAAUAUAAAGGCAAACAUUUCGUCGACAAAAUUAAAUCCAUUUGGUUUGGAUAACAAUAUGUUAAAACUGAUGAAAUCCGUCAACUAUUUUAAAAAAGCUUACUUUCGUUUCGGUCUUUGUAUUCCUUCAACUUGUAGUCCAAAAGAGAUUAAUCGAGUCAUUAAUAAACUAAUGACUCCAAAGGGACAACAAAUUUUUGAAAUUGAAAAGGAGUGCAAAAUCAAGAACCGAGAGAUUAAGCGGAAUGCCUAUCAACGGACGGCACAAUCAAUACUAAUAACAUUGACUCUAUUGGUUAUAAUGAGUACAGCCGUUGAGUUUUAUUAUAAUUAUCGUCGGACUAGUUUUGGUCGUAAAAAAGUGAUAAACAAAUCACUGUUAAUAUUCUCUGCCAUUUCCAAUACUAAUCUAUUGUUUCGUAAAGACCCGAAACGUCUGAACACAAUCGGCACUAUUAUCUGGUUGUUUGUGAGCCUUGAAUUUGUCGGUCGAUCCUACGUUCAGCCUAUCUUUUACAGUAUGAUUGGUCUAUUGAGACCAAACAAAAGUAUUGCCAGAGAAUACUUUACGUCCAAAAAGUUUUUCUGGAUUCGCAACAGUUCCUACUCUAUGACACUUUACAUACUCUUGAGUGCUAUAGUGUUAGGUUAUAAUAUAACAGCUGAUAAACGUAAAGCCAAAUACAGUCCAUUAUAUUAUCUCAAAUAUAUAGUAAACAGAUAUUUGAGUAUAUUUCGGCGUAUAAUUGGACCAAUACUAUUGAUAUAUCUGAUCCCACUAAUUGGUGAUGGACCCAUUUGGCAUUAUUAUGAACCAGUUCAUGUAGCACCUUGCAAAAAUAAUUUAAUGUCAUCACUACUAUUAUAUAGCAACUAUAUGCCUGGUUUUGACCAAAUUUGCAAUUUGCCCAGUGCAACAUUUUCAGCAAUUUUUCAAUUGAGUCUAUUGGCACCAUUAAUAUUAUUAUUAGUCAAAUUAAAGCAUUAUAUUGGUUACAGUAUAUUAGCACUGUUGGUAUGUUUUGGUUGUUUCUUUAGUCUAACCCGUCGUCUAUUUACUGAUUUCCCGAUCGCACCGUUUGAAGUGACAAAAAUGCAUUCAAUUGAACAAAUAAGUCAUUCAUUUAUAUAUUAUUUGGGUUCAGCCGAGCAAAACUUGUCGACUCUUAUUAUUGGACUACUUGUCGGAUAUCUCAUACGUAACAGACCUGAUAUUAUCAAAGUUAACAGUAAACAUGGAUUACUAUUUAUGUGGUGUGCCUUUCUGGCACUGCCGCAAAUUGCAAGCUAUUGGAGCGACACUUUUAAAGCACUCAAAGGCAUUCAUAAUGAAACCAAUUUUUUGUUGUGGUUUCUAUCGGGAAGAGUAAUGUGGGCCCUGGGGUACGGUUGGAUUGUUUUUGCUUGUAGUACUAAUAGAGGAGGUAUUAUUCAGCGUAUAUUAACUAAUGAGACAAUACAGCCACUGUCAAGACUUGCUUUUGGCAUUUAUCUCAAUCACAUUAAUGUUAUUAGCAUCAGAUUGUUUGCUAUUAAACAAACAUAUUUUCUAACGCAUUCACAAAUCUUUGAAAGCGUAAUUAUCGAUUAUGCUAUUGCUGUGUUAAUAGCAUAUAUAUUUUAUAUACUCAUUGAAUGUCCAAUUUAUCAUUUAAUAAAAAUCAUUUGCGGUCAAUAUGUCAACGAUAGUAAUGUCGGUAAUACUGUUUACGAGAGGACGGGUAAUGGGGAGUCAGUCAGAGAUCACGAACACAUUGUGCGAGAAAACAUUGAAAUUAAAGUAUUUGCAAAUAAAAAUUCAGAUAAUUUAUAGAUUUAAUACAUUAUUAUUAGAUUUAAGUUAUAUAAUUA
This is a messenger RNA of Oppia nitens, 2590 nucleotides long. Its product is annotated as nose resistant to fluoxetine protein 6-like. The record is from RefSeq and is a predicted model, not a curated record. NCBI's taxonomy places the organism in Eukaryota, Metazoa, Arthropoda, Arachnida, Sarcoptiformes, Oppiidae. The coding region runs from base 198 to 2552 and encodes 784 amino acids. The transcript is spliced from 8 exons.